UGGGAUAGAUGAAUAUUAGCAACUAAAGGUUACAUGAUAUUAAAACUAAUUCAUAAUGGUAUAAAUAGCCUGGCCGUAUAGCGUAUGGUUUUGUGUCAUGGAUGAGACCUUACCCAACCUACCAAUUAAUCUCCCUAGAGAAGAAAUAUUCUUCCUUUCUGUGUUUCAUAUUGAUUUGGCCUUUCCUUGUAAGCUAGAAGUUAUUUUAGAUUCACUCAUUAUGUGUAAAGUAAUUAAGAUUCAACAAAGAAAAAUAGUAAACAAAUCUCUCUCUCUCCCUCUCCCUCUCAACUCUAAUUUGCCUACAUAAAGAGUUAGCUCCAAGCCAAAAUAACAUGACAAAUAAUAAGCAAACAAAUAAAGGAAAAAGAGGAAAGAAAUAGAAAGAAGAACAUGCAGAGAGCAUGCAUCUAUGAUAGUCAGCCAUGGCACCUCCAUGUCGUAUGCAUCAUAGGCUUUCUCUAUCUCCUUAGACUAUUCUUUCCUCUCUUGAAAUGGUUCAUCACAAGAUUCCUCCUCACAAACCCGAAGCGGCUCAAGAGUUACGGUUCGUGGGCUUUGGUCACUGGAGCCACUGAAGGGAUCGGACGCGCCUUUGCCCACGAGCUGGCCAAACACGGCCUUAACCUCAUCCUAGUCAGCAGAAACCUUUCUAAGCUUGAAGCUCUGUCUAAUGAUUUCGGACAAGAGUUUCCCCACAUCAAGAUCAAAAUCAUUCCAUUUGACUUCUCAUCUGGAGGAGGAUAUAAUGUAAUCGAGGAAGGGAUCAAAGGCGUCGAAGUGGGGAUUCUGAUAAACAACGUUGGGAUAACUUACCCACGAGCUAUGUUCUUCCACGAGACUGACCAACUCACAUGGACCAAAAUCCUAAAGGUUAAUCUUGAAGCAACCACAUGGCUCACACGAUCUCUCAUCCGACCAAUGCUUCAACGUCGCCGAGGAGCCAUCGUCAGUAUUAGCUCCGGCGCCGCAGUUGUGGUCCCUUCUUAUCCUCUCUGCGCCAUCUACGCCGCCACCAAAGCUUAUAUUGAUGCACUAACAAGAUCCCUACAUGUGGAAUAUAAGAAGUUUGGUAUUGAUGUCCAGUGCCAGGUGCCGUUAUACGUGGCAACCAGGAUGGUGUCGGAAGUAGCAGCUAUACAUAAACCAAGCUUCUUUAUACCGACGCCGGAAGUCUACGCAAAAGCGGCGGUGGAGCAGAUCGGAAUUGGAUCACGUUGCUCGCCGUUUUGGGCUCAUUCCCUUCAGUGGUUUUUUCUCGGAUUUGUGCCAGAUUACUUCAUUAAUGCUUGGCGUCUCUCUUUCGGACUUCGUCGAAGAAGUUUAUCUUAAUUUGCUCGUGAUUCCCACUAGGUACUAGUGGUCCGUGUGCUACCAUGCUGAAUAAUUUUUAAUAAGUUAUUGCGAAAAAAGUAAUAAUUGUGUUAUGUGGAAAUUAUGUGUGUUUAAAAUACCAUACAUCCGUGCGGAGUUAUGCAUGGUUGUCAACUUGUCACUUUUUUUUUUUUUGGUAAA
Molecule: messenger RNA, 1515 nt
Organism: Camelina sativa (false flax)
Lineage: Eukaryota; Viridiplantae; Streptophyta; Magnoliopsida; Brassicales; Brassicaceae
Product: very-long-chain 3-oxoacyl-CoA reductase-like protein At1g24470
Cellular component (GO): endoplasmic reticulum
Molecular function (GO): ketoreductase activity
Source: RefSeq, a predicted model, not a curated record